Molecule: messenger RNA, 1069 nt
Organism: Megachile rotundata (alfalfa leafcutting bee)
Lineage: Eukaryota; Metazoa; Arthropoda; Insecta; Hymenoptera; Megachilidae
Gene: Vps25
Product: vacuolar protein sorting 25
Biological process (GO): protein transport to vacuole involved in ubiquitin-dependent protein catabolic process via the multivesicular body sorting pathway
Cellular component (GO): ESCRT II complex
Molecular function (GO): structural molecule activity; protein homodimerization activity
Source: RefSeq, a predicted model, not a curated record
AGUAAAAUUCAUAUUACGCCGAAACGGACGUCACGCUGAUAAGCGCAUCUGCGUGUCGUUGUUGAAAUUUUUCCAAAUACUACGAUAAACGUAAUUAAUUAUAUCUAUACUUGAUAGCCUCAAAUUCAUAAAUAUUAUAACAACUAUGGCAGAAAUUGAAUGGCCAUGGCAAUAUAGUUUUCCACCUUUUUUCACUCUUCAACCUCACACAGAAACGAGAGCUAAACAGUUAGCAGCAUGGAAGAGUUUAAUUUUAGAAUAUUAUCGUAUUACAAAACAAUCAAUUAUAGAUAUACGUGAAGUGCAUUCCAAUCCAUUGUUUAAUAAUGCAACAAUCAAUCGAAAAUUACCAUCAGAAGUUGUAUUAUUAGUAUUAGAAGAAUUGUCUAAAUCAGGGAAUGCAAGUCCAUUAGAUAAAACAAAGCAAAGAUGGUUAGUUUAUUGGCACACGCUAGAAGAAUGGGGUGAAAUAAUUUACAAUUGGGCACAAGAAAGUGGAUUAGUUGGAUCUGUAUGUACUUUAUUUGAAUUAACUCAAGGAGAAGAUACAGUGAAUCAAGAAUUUCAUGGGCUUGAUACAGAAGUAUUAAUUAGAGCACUUAAGACAUUAGAAACAAAUAAAAAGGCAGAAUUAAUACUGUUUGAUGAUAAUCAAGGUGUUAAAUUCUUUUAAAUAUACGAAUGGAUGAAGAAAGUAUUUAAGGAGUGUAAAUAUAAAUGUGUAUUAUUACUGAACGAUACUUCUGUGAUAAAGGAAAAAUAUUUUAUACCUUGCGGAAGAAAUAAUAAAAUAAUAGAUUUCAAAGAAAUUCAUAAAUUAAAAUCAGGUAACCCAACGGUAUCCAGUACCAUAACCAUUGUAACAAGACCAGCUUGUGGAAUACCAGCAGCUCCUAUACUAGCUGCAGUAGCCGUUAUACUACAAAAAGAAUAGUCUUACAAUUAUCACGACAUUGAUUAUUUUAAUCAUUCCUUAUGAGUAAUAAUUCGGGUCAAUAGCUACCUAACGCCAAUAACUUUGCCAAGAGUCAGUGGAACUCUUCUGACUUGGGCUAUAAAAAUUGCGGCC